CCCGCCCAGCAGUCAUAAGUAACCUUGGCGGCCGCGAGAGAUUUCGUCGGCCUCCGGGAUGGCCGGGCCUUUGUGUCGAGUGACUGGGGGGUUGAGCUUGGUGACCCGACUCGUGCGCGCCGGAGGCAAGCUAGGCCCGCGCCCCGGAGUGCGGCGGGCAAGUGAAGGUGUACAUGUUGAUACUCAUUACCGCCAAUUUGUACCACCAACACGGUACCCAGUAGUAGUCGGCGAGGUAGUCAGUGGCCUCAUGUGGUUCUGGGUUUUGUGGCGCUUCUGGCAUGAUUCAGACGAAGUGCUGGGUCACUUUCCUUACCCAGAUCCUUCCUUGUGGACAGAUGAAGAGCUAGGAAUUCCUCCAGAUGAAGAUGAAUAAAUAGGUAGUUUCAGACUAGCUGCUUAAAUAGGUUGGUCUGCUUAAUUAGAAAGCAUUCAUUAAGUUCUACUGUUGAAAAAUAAGGAAUCUCAUAUUAAAGUUGAGCUACAACAGAAA
Molecule: messenger RNA, 493 nt
Organism: Candoia aspera
Lineage: Eukaryota; Metazoa; Chordata; Lepidosauria; Squamata; Candoiidae
Gene: NDUFB2
Product: NADH:ubiquinone oxidoreductase subunit B2
Exons: 3
Coding region: 59-376 (105 amino acids)
Biological process (GO): mitochondrial respiratory chain complex I assembly
Cellular component (GO): mitochondrial inner membrane
Source: RefSeq, a predicted model, not a curated record